This is a messenger RNA of Sinocyclocheilus grahami, 3108 nucleotides long. RefSeq names its product pannexin 2 (gene panx2). Gene Ontology annotation, biological process: monoatomic cation transport; cell-cell signaling; positive regulation of interleukin-1 production. Bases 437 to 2404 code for a protein of 655 amino acids. Gene Ontology annotation, cellular component: plasma membrane. NCBI's taxonomy places the organism in Eukaryota, Metazoa, Chordata, Actinopteri, Cypriniformes, Cyprinidae. The record is from RefSeq and is a predicted model, not a curated record. Gene Ontology annotation, molecular function: wide pore channel activity. The transcript has 7 exons.
GAUGUCGAUGAUUUGAGCAUCGGAUUCAGGCUCUGCGUGUUCCUCAGUAUAAUCGAGUAAUCUGACAGCCAGAUGAUCCAGUGAUGGACAGCUCCUCGACCGAGCGUUUUUGCAGAAGUGGAAUAGAUAUGAUGAGAAAUUCAUCCCAGCUGUCAAUAUAAGCAACAAAUCUACUCUGAUUUUCCUCUCUUCAAUCUACCUCUGACAAGAUCAGCCAUCAAUAACCCAUCAAAGCUGACCACAAAGCUUCCUUUGUGACUCUUAGAAGAUCCACUUUCAUCCUUCAAGUCAACACCUCUUACAUAUAACUCAUAUUAUUGUUGCAGGGAAAAGCCCUCAGCCAAUCCAGUGGCUGACGGGUUGGGAGAAGGAGGAGGAGCUUCAGGUCCCAUCAGGAGUGUUGUGAGUUUAGUGGCGAGCAGGCUGCUGGUGCCGAAUGCAGAACAUCCUCGAGCAGAACUUGGACAUGGCCACGGCUCUGCUUGCGGGUGAGAAGUUGAAGGAGUUGAUCCUGCCGGGUUCCACACAGGAUGAGAAGGGCGGUGUACUGGCGGGUCUCAUGGUGCAACUCAAACUAGAGUUGCCUUUUGACCGGGUCGUCACCAUAGGAACUGUCAUCAUCCCUAUAUUGCUGGUCACAUUAGUUUUCACACGGAACUUUGCAGAGGAAUCUAUAUAUUGCUACACCCCACACAACUUCACACGCGACCAGGCCCUGUAUGCCAGAGGCUACUGCUGGACAGAGCUGCGGGAUGCAGUGCCUGGAGUCGACCCCCAGCUUCGGCCCUCCUUGUUUGAGCACAAGUUUCUGCCCUACGCUCUGCUGGCCUUCGCAGGCAUCAUGUACAUACCUGCCCUGGGAUGGGAGUUCCUGGCCUCCACUCGACUCACCUCUGAGCUCAACUUCCUCCUUCAAGAGAUCGACAACUGCUACCACAGGGCGGCCGAAGGCAGAGCCCCCAAGAUUGAGAAGCAGAUCCAGUCCAAGGGGCCAGGGAUUACAGAACGUGAGCGGCGGGAGAUCAUCGAGAACGCAGAGAAGGAGAAGAGCCCCGAGCAGAACCUGUUUGAGAAGUAUCUUGAGCGCCGCGGGCAGAGUAACUUUCUGGCUAAGCUGUAUCUGGCGCGACAUUUAGCCAUCAUCUGCCUCAGCUCAAUGCCCAUAACGUACCUGAGCACCUACUACGCCCGUCAGAGGCAGAACGAGUUCACUUGCGCGCUUGGCGAGCCACCGGACACUAGCAGCAUCCCUGAACUGCGGCUGAAUGUUAACUGCAAGCUACCAGCCGUGCAGCUCCAGCGCAUUAUGGCCGCAGUGGACAUUGCUUUGCUGUGUACUAUGAACCUCAUUAUCCUUGUGAACUUGCUGCAUUUGUUUGUAGUUCGGAAGUCAAAUUUCGUCUUCGACAAGCUGCACAAAGUUGGCAUUAAAACACGCCGGCGCUGGCAGAAGUCACAGUUUUGCGACAUUAACAUUCUGGCCAUGUUCUGUAAUGAGAACAGAGACCACAUUAAGUCUCUCAACAGACUGGACUUUAUCACCAACGAGAGUGACCUCAUGUAUGAUAAUGUGGUGCGGCAGCUACUGGCAGCGUUGGCUCAAUCCAACCACGAUGCCACUCCGACUGUGAGAGACUCUGGGAUCCAGACUAUUGAUCCCAAUAUGGACCCCUCAGUGAUGGGUGUGGGAGAAUUGGGAGGAGAGCCCUCAGUAAUCAAGAGACCCCGCAAGAAGAUGAAGUGGAUCCCCACAUCUAACCAUCUGCCACAACAUUUUAAGGAACCCUUGACUCUAACCAGACAGGAAAAUAGUAUAAAGGCAGACAAACCUAAACCAGUCCGAAGGAAGAAUGUAGCAGAUAGCAUUAUUGCUCCACUUCUGGACAGCAAGAGCACACAACAUCCUCCUACUAACAAAGCUGCAGAAACAAAUAAUAUAGAGAAGAAACACACUCUUAACCUCUCGCUUGAUGUCCAUCCUUACAUGCUAACCAUCCAGAAAGCAAAAACAGAAACGGUCAAUCCUGAGCCACCCCCCAUCGAGCACUCUCUCAGUAAUGUGUAUAUUGAGGGUCCACAUACAGUUGUCCAUGUCUCCUCUUCUCAUACUGAGAAGAAAGAAUCUCCUCCACUGUUGACCACCACUGCCUUCUCCACAGCCACCCUCUCCACAACGUCAUAUAUGAAUGGUGAAGCGACCAGCAUGCAACCUCCAGACUCCCCGAAGGUCAAAGAUCCUCUCAACCAAGGAACAGAGCCUGAGAGCCAGCCCGGGCCUUUUAGUCGAAACCCCUCACACCCGCUGCUGAGCAUCCAUCACACCUUGUAUGAGGAUGAGGAGGAACAAAACAGAAGGGACAGACUAGCCAGACCGGGCGAGUUGAUUGCUGCUGGAGAGUGUUGAAGAAAAAUGUAGAUACACACCUGCACAAAAACACACACACACACACACACACACAAAUGCAAAAGCACUUAAAAAAUGAACUGAAGUACAAAGGAAUAUGCCGGUUUUUAGGGUUAUGUUAAUGGUUUUGCCAUUAUGAGUUGAGCUCAGAUUAUUUCAUUUUCAGAGAUGAAGUUUAUGGGACAUUGGGGCAGCCAGUGUUUAACAUAUUUUAUACUCUUAAAGGUGCACUUAAUUAUUUAUGUUUAUGUUAAACGGGAGUUUUCAAUUACUGGUGGGUUAUUAAAAACACUAUUAGAUUUCUUUGUGUAAAAAUAAGUGCACCUUUCAAAAUCAUCUCCCAGCCUUACAUCCACAUAUUUGGACGUGUGUAGUUUGAGGGAAAAUAAAAUCACCCAUGACCUUGGUGCUCACCAUAUGGGUUAAUGAGUUCCCUAUGAGAUUCCAAAUGAAGGCAAGGCACGUCAGAAUUUUGCACAAAGCACCAUUUGUUCCUGUAUCAUCAAUGUCUACAUGGUUUUGUGUUGUUUUUCGCAAUCAACGUCUGUUUCAUAUAGAUGUCUUGAGGUAUCCAGCGCAAUACAUGUAUUCUUAAAAUAUGCAACCUCAUGUUUUAUUGUCGCAAUAAUAUGCACAUUUGGAAUGUAUAUACUGAGCUGUACAGAAAAAAAAUCUGAUAAUAUAAGAGAUUUUAGACAUUCUUU